UUUUUUACACCAAAAAGUGAUUUUUGCUAGUCAAAGUAAAUUUUCUGCAUAUUAGGGAAAAUUACUGUUAUGUCAAAGUAAAUAUAUCUUGGUCUAAAAUGAUAUAUUAUACAUGUUAGUGAUUUACUAACAUAUGAAAUCAUGCUAAUCACUUCGCUAAAGAUUAGCCUUAAUUUCUAAGCUAGCCCAUUUUUUCCAAAAUGGUGGCUAUGGGGUAAAGUGAGCCAAAGGCUUUGGGGUGAAUUGAGCCAAUGGUUCAACUUACCCCACCAUAGAGCACUGAAAUCCAGUUAGGUGUCUGACAUGUGAAAUGGUAUUUCAUUUGAGUAUACUCAACUGGUUUGGUGUGUUUUUCAUAUGUUAACUACGGUAGAAAAGAUAUCAUGCCGAGAAACUACACAAGGAAAACAAGGUGGGGCUUAACGCCCAUUGAAGAGAUGAAGAGGGCAGUCAGUGAUGUCAAGGGUCAGCAGUGGUCCAUCAGAUCAGUGGCAAAAGAGAGGAAUAUUGACAGGUCAACACUGCAGAGGUACAUCAAAAAGAGUGAGGAAAAGGAAGUGAAAAUGACAGGGUACAUGGGAACAGCAGAAGCAAACAGAAUCUUCCCAUUGGAAUUGGAGAAGGAGCUAGCAGACCAUAUAAAAAAGCUGGCGGAGCAGUUUCAUGGCCUCACACAAAAGAAAUGCCGUGAACUGGCAUCAGAACUGGCAGAAAGAAACAACAUUCCUACCCCCAGCAACUGGACUGAGAAAGGUUUAGCUGGUAGGAUGUGCAAGAAACAACAACAACACCACGGAAUAUUGCAUCUGGAUUCAGAUCCACUGGGAUCUUGCCUUACAACAGAGGUGUCUUCUCCGAUGCAGAGUUUGAGCCAUCCAUGGUGUCAGACAGGCCCAACCUGGAGCAGCAGGCUGCAGCUGCAGAUGAUGCACCCAUGGUUUCAACCUCUCUUUCUGCCGAGCUACCUUCACCAGGCCCUGCACAGCCAUGUUCUUCACAAAGUGACACAAAUUCACACCCAAGCCCUGCUGGAUAUGUGUCUCCUUCUGUGAUUCUACCCUUUCCCAAAAGUCAGCAGCACAGGAAACAAACAAAACGAAAGCGUGUGAAGACAAGAGUCCUGACUGAUACACCUGAAAAGCAGGAAAUUGAACGUGCCCAUAAAGAGAGGCAGAAUAAACAGAAAGGCAAAACAGAAAGAACCAUCAAAGAGCAAGGAAAGCUGAAGAAGAAACGAAGCCAGACAAAAAACGUAGUGGAAAGCAGCUCUGAAGAGAGUGAUGUUGCCAUCCCAUUUGAUGACACUUCUGAGCAUGAGAGCUCAAGCGAUGAAAGAAGUGAACCAGAUGUUUCAGAUCUGGUAGUUGGUGACUUUGUCAUCGUAAAAUUUGUAUCCAAAUGCAUGAUCCACCAUUACAUUGGCUUGGUUGACAGCCUUGAGGGCAACGAAGUGAGUGCCAUAUUUCUCAGAAGAAUCCGAGCGAUCACAGGCAAUAAGAAACCCACCUUUGCAUUCAAGGAAAAGGAUGAGGCAUCUUUCCCACGGAGUGAUGUGCUGAAGAGGCUACCACAACCUCAAACGGCUGGAGGAACUGCAAGGCGGGAGCAACAGUUCAUUUUCCCCUGCAACCUUGACAGUUGGAACAUUGAAUAGUUGUUUUGAUUAAAUGGUUAAAUGGUUUAGAGACUAACUGGUGGUUUGUUUUGAAAGGAACUGGUGAUUUGUUCUGAUAAGUUCAAAACUGCUAAAAUCUUUUGUUCUCACAAGUUCAAAACUGUUAAAACCUGUUGUUAGCACAAUAUGCUCAGGUUUAAAACUCAGAUGGUCCACU
This is a messenger RNA of Lates calcarifer (barramundi perch), 1832 nucleotides long. RefSeq lists its product as uncharacterized. NCBI's taxonomy places the organism in Eukaryota, Metazoa, Chordata, Actinopteri, Centropomidae. The record is from RefSeq and is a predicted model, not a curated record.